Messenger RNA from Kluyveromyces lactis, 1356 nucleotides. RefSeq names its product putative mannan endo-1,6-alpha-mannosidase (gene DFG5). Lineage: Eukaryota; Fungi; Ascomycota; Saccharomycetes; Saccharomycetales; Saccharomycetaceae. Gene Ontology annotation, molecular function: mannan endo-1,6-alpha-mannosidase activity. Gene Ontology annotation, biological process: budding cell bud growth; carbohydrate catabolic process; fungal-type cell wall biogenesis. The transcript has a single exon. The record is from RefSeq and is a predicted model, not a curated record. The coding region runs from base 1 to 1356 and encodes 451 amino acids.
AUGAAGAUUAGUCCGUUGUACAGCUUGUUUUUAACGGUAGUAUCCGUCCUUGCGAUUGAUUUGGACACUAGUUCCAAGUCGUCGAUAUGUACAGCAACUGCUUUGAUUCAACAAGGUAUUAGUGAUUACUAUGAAGGUGACGUAUAUGGUGGGACUGUCGGUAUGUUUGUAUCGCCAUACUAUUGGUGGGAAGCCGGACUUGUCUUCGGAGGUAUGAUUGAAAAUUGGUAUCUAUGUCAAAAUACAUCGUAUGAAGAUAUGCUUUACGAUGCUUUGAUGGCACAAACUGGGUCCGAUUAUGAUUACAUGCCAAGUAAUCAAACUAUGGUGGAAGGUAAUGAUGAUCAAGGUGUUUGGGCUUUGACAGUAAUGACUGCCGUGGAAAGAAAUUUCACAAAUCCGAAGGAAGACGGCACACCUGGCUGGUUGGCCAUGGUACAAGCUGUUUUCAAUCAAAUGUACUCACGUUGGGAUUCAGACCAUUGUAACGGUGGCUUAAGAUGGCAAAUCUUUACCUGGAACUCGGGAUACAAUUAUAAGAACACAAUUUCCAAUGGUUGUCUCUUCCAAUUGGCAGCACGACUCGGAAGAUAUACGGGUAACACUACUUAUUUGGAGGUAGCAGAAAAGGUCUUCGAUUGGCUUGUCGAUAUUGAUUUCGUAGUAAUGAAGGAAGAGGCCAAUGUUUUCGAUGGUGCGACUAUCGACGAUAACUGUACUUCCAUUGUGAAAUACGAAUGGAGCUAUAACCAUGGUGUUGUUCUUGGCGGAUGCGCGUAUAUGUACAAUGCAACAAAUGGGUCUGAUGUCUGGCAGACACGUACCGAACAAAUUUUAGGUGGGGCCACUUCAUUCUUUUUCGAAGAUGACAUAAUGUAUGAAAGUACAUGCCAAGCUUCAAACAAAUGUAAUACAGAUCAGCGUGUCUUUAAAGCAAUUUUCUCAAGAAUGUUAGGUUAUACUUCAGUUUUGGCUCCGUUCACAACGGAUACAAUAACCCCUCUCAUAGACACUAGUGCAGCAGCAGCAGCCAAAUCAUGUAGCGGUGGUACUGAUGGCCAUACCUGUGGAUUAAAUUGGUUUACUGGUGAUUGGGAUGGGCAGUAUGGUCUUGGUGAACAGGCGUGCGCUUUGGAAAUCAUUAACCAAUUGCUUGUUCACGAUCUACCAGCGCCAUUAACUGAAAGCACUGGUGGGUCUUCCAGUGGUGAUGCUAGUGCCGGUCUAAACGUCAGUACCACAAAUGUCUUACAGAAGAACAUCAACAUCACAGCAGGAGACAAAGCCGGUGCAGGUAUUAUUACUACAAUUGUGCUUGGUGUUCUUGUAUUGGGGACAGUAUGGAUGGUCUUAUAA